GCCGGAGGAAUACAUCACCCAUGGGGCUGCGCGCCGCCUUUCCGCGCAGGCGCCGCUGAGGGCUGGGCUGUUGCUCCCUGACGGGUGGCUGCGGCGGCUCCUCGCCAUGGAGUCCUACGACGUGAUAGCGAACCAGCCCGUCGUCAUAGACAACGGCUCAGGUGUGAUUAAAGCAGGUUUUGCAGGCGAUCAAAUACCGAAAUACUGCUUUCCAAACUAUGUGGGCAGACCAAAGCAUGUUCGUGUUAUGGCUGGUGCUUUAGAAGGGGAUAUUUUCAUUGGUCCAAAGGCAGAGGAGCACAGAGGUCUCCUCUCAAUCCGAUACCCGAUGGAGCAUGGCAUAGUGAAGGACUGGAACGACAUGGAGCGCAUUUGGCAGUAUGUGUAUUCAAAAGACCAGCUUCAGACAUUCUCAGAGGAGCAUCCUGUGCUGCUGACGGAAGCACCCCUAAACCCGCGCAAGAACAGAGAGCGUGCUGCUGAGGUGUUUUUUGAGACCUUCAAUGUGCCAGCACUAUUCAUCUCCAUGCAAGCUGUGCUUAGUCUCUAUGCGACUGGAAGGACUACAGGAGUGGUGCUGGACUCCGGGGAUGGCGUUACCCAUGCGGUUCCCAUCUAUGAAGGCUUUGCCAUGCCUCACUCCAUCAUGCGGAUUGACAUUGCUGGCCGUGAUGUCUCACGCUUCCUGCGUCUCUAUCUCCGGAAGGAAGGCUAUGAUUUCCACACAACCUCUGAGUUUGAGAUUGUCAAGACCAUCAAGGAGCGUGCCUGCUACCUGUCAAUAAACCCCCAGAAGGAUGAGACUCUGGAGACCGAGAAGGCUCAGUACUACCUGCCAGAUGGAAGUACUAUUGAGAUCGGCCCUGCCCGUUUUCGAGCCCCAGAGCUCCUGUUCCGGCCAGACCUGAUAGGGGAGGAAUGUGAAGGACUCCACGAGGUGCUCGUUUUUGCCAUUCAAAAAUCAGACAUGGACCUGAGGCGAACGCUGUUCUCCAACAUUGUGCUGUCUGGAGGCUCCACGCUUUUCAAAGGCUUUGGUGACAGGCUGUUGAGCGAAGUGAAGAAACUAGCUCCGAAGGACGUCAAAAUAAGGAUAUCAGCUCCUCAGGAGAGAUUGUAUUCCACGUGGAUUGGCGGCUCUAUCCUGGCCUCACUGGACACCUUUAAGAAAAUGUGGGUUUCGAAAAAGGAAUAUGAAGAAGAUGGAGCUCGUGCCAUCCAACGAAAAAGCUUCUAGCCCUGGGACCUGUCCUCAGUCUCCUCUGAAGACUCACUUCAGUUCUAAACUCGCUUUUCUGAGUCCGAGUGUCUGAGAGCUGCCUGUGUGUGUGUGUGUGCGCCAGCAUGCCCCGAUGUCACUGAGCAAAGACGACAGCAGCAGGAGGGUUGUAUUAGUACUACUAACUUCUUAUUUUUUUUAAUUUUUUUUUUGAACGGAAAGGAGAAAAUACCAGGGAAUUUCUCCUGAAUGGCCCAUUCCUUUUUCAUUUCAGUCCCUUAAUUUCUGUAUUGCAAUCACAUUUGUCACUGUAAAACAAACAAGCAAGCAAGCAA
Molecule: messenger RNA, 1554 nt
Organism: Chroicocephalus ridibundus (black-headed gull)
Lineage: Eukaryota; Metazoa; Chordata; Aves; Charadriiformes; Laridae
Gene: ACTR1A
Product: actin related protein 1A
Exons: 11
Coding region: 107-1237 (376 amino acids)
Source: RefSeq, a predicted model, not a curated record